AUGGCUGCCGUCAGCACCUCACCUCCUCCCAUCUCAACCUCGCCCGGCGGCGAUGGCUUGGAUCAUCAUGGAUCCCCUAUCCAUGCCAUCUCGCCCGUUGACAGCAUCCCCCGAAAACCCGUUGCGAUUCCGCCCGUUGGCAACGCGCGCCUGCGUGAUGGACCCGUCUCCCCCGUUCGCGUCAACUUUCAGCAAGACAAUUGGGCACAGCCCUCCAACGCCGACAUUGAGCUUGCACGGCCUCAAGCCGCCCACUUCGAGCUGGCUGACAGGACACGCCGUCACGACGAGUCCGAGACGGGUGCCUCACUGCCCGCGGGGCCAUCUGCAGAGCUCCCCUCACUCUCCACCGGCGCGCACCAGCCGCAGGCUAACGGUCGCGACGCCUCAGCGAUAGAGUUCAGCCAUACACCGUUGGAGCUCAACCUCUCUGCAACGGCCGGCGUUGGGCCUGACCGGCAAGGCGCAACGGUCGCCAGUCCGAAGGACCGGGUCCGGAAUCAAGAUGUGUUCCGCAACAGUCGUGAGUCGGACGAGUCAGCCAGCACCACGCAGCAGCAUACCUCGGUCCAGUCCUCGGCGGCCACCAGCACGAGCUCCAUCUCGGGCAUCAUAGAGGCCGCCGAGUACUUGGCCAACGAGGACUCUCCGGGCAGCUCCAUCCUCGAGGGUAGCAUCCCCCGAAAUCAGUCAAUCCCACAAUUCCAGUAUCACCACCAGCAGGACUACCCCCAGCGGGUCAGCAGUGUCCCGAGCGACACCGCCCGGACGCCGUCAAACCCAGAGCUGGCCGAGAAUCCCCCGCAUAUCCGGCGCCACUUGACACCGACCUCGGGCUACUUCAGGAGAAGCUCUUUGCCCCGGCCGCAUUCGUCAUACUCCAACUUCUCCGACUAUGGCCCGCGCGGCAGGUCCCCCAACCUCAUGCCGGGCGGCUCCCACAUGCGCGCCCCCUCGGUGCAGUCCCGCAAGUCGCCCGACGUGCGCCCGUCGUCGUAUGCGGAGCUCCUCAACGUCCCCUACCCCCAGCAGGCGCCGGCGCCCCUGUCCCUCGACAACUCCAACCUGCGGACUGUGGUCGGCAACAAUGCCUCGCUGCUAAGCGCCCAGAAGACGCUCGAGAUGUACCGCCAAAAUGUGAAGAAGACGAAUGACUUCUCCAUACAGUAUUCGUUUGCCGUGUUCCUGAUCUCGUCGGCCAUGGAGCAGGGUCUGGACGUGUCGGACCCCAAGGCGCGCAAGAACAGCCCGCAACCGCUCAGGGAUCUCGACAGCCCGAUCGUGGAGGGCUCUGUCGCCAGCCCGUACGAGCUCGUCCGCGAGGCCCGACAGAUCCUGCAACGCCUGGCCAACGGCGGCUACCCCUUUGCCCAAUACUAUCUCGCAGACGGCUACGCUUCUGGUCUUUUCAGCAAGGGCAAGGAGGACUACAACACAGCCUUCCCGCUGUUCGUUCUGGCUGCCAAGCACGGCCACGCCGAAUCCGCGUACCGCACGGCCCUCUGCUACGAGUUCGGCUGGGGCUGCCGCAAGGAUCCGGCCAAGGCGGUGCAGUUCCUCCGGACGGCCGCGGCCAAGAGGCACCCGGGAGCCAUGACGCGACUCGGCAAGGCUUGUCUCUCGGGUGAUCUGGGCGAGAAGCGGUAUCGUGAGGGCAUCAAGUGGUUGAAGCUGGCCACCGAGGCUGCCGACUCACAGUACAAUGCGGCGCCUUACCAGCUGGGCUGCCUAUACGAGACGGGAUACGGCGACGACGUGUUCCAGGAUCACAGCUACGCCGCAGAGCUGUUCACGCAGGCGGCCGACCUGGGUCACCCAGAGGCUAACUACCGCAUGGGCGAUGCCUAUGAGCAUGGCCUCCUCAGCUGCCCCCGGGACCCGGCCCUCAGCGUUCACUUUUACACGGGCGCUGCCGAGCGCGGGCACGCCGCAGCUAUGAUGGGCCUGUGUGCCUGGUACAUGGUCGGGGCAGCGCCCAUCCUGGAGAAGGACGAAGAGGAAGCAUAUGAGUGGGCGAGACGCUCGGCAGAGCUUGGCUACGUCAAGGCGCAGUACGCGGUUGGGUACUUCACCGAGUCGGGCAUAGGCUGCCGCCGCGACAUACUGGAAGCCAACGUAUGGUACGUCAAGGCCGCAGACGCCGGGGACGAAAGGGCGAAGCAGCGCCUGGCAGUCAUUCAGGCGGCCGUCAGUGGCGGAGGCACGCCGAUGGAUGUGGCUCCCCCGCGCAACGGCAAGGUGACCAAGGGCGCCAAGGACGACAAGGAGUGCGUCGUAAUGUGA
Molecule: messenger RNA, 2283 nt
Organism: Purpureocillium lilacinum
Lineage: Eukaryota; Fungi; Ascomycota; Sordariomycetes; Hypocreales; Ophiocordycipitaceae
Molecular function (GO): protein binding
Source: RefSeq, a predicted model, not a curated record